CGAGUACACGGUAGGGGGCCUUACAUGCUGUGACAUAAUAGGAUUGACAGCGAAAAAAAAAAAAAAAAAAACGAAAUCUAAAAGUUUUCUAAAUCAUUGUAUUCGGCCGGAGUAUACUAUUUUGUCGGGCAAGGGUGUAUUAAACAGUUUAUAUAUCCGAUUUAAAAUUAAGGAAACAUUUUUUUAUUCCAUUUUAUUUGGAAAAUGAUCAUUCCUACAGCUGCUAAUUCAUUUAGAAGCCAAUGUCUGGCUGCAAUGUUACUCAAAAGAAGUUUUGUGAAUUCCCCUAACCAAAGAACAUUUUUGGCGCCUGCCAAUGGAAUAAAACACAUGUCCACAAGCAUCAGCCAACAGUUUGACGAAGCACAGAAGAGAUUGCAGACAUUAAAAACAAGUCCAGGAAAUGAAGCCAAACUGAAGCUAUAUGGCUUAUUUAAGCAGGCAACUGCUGGAGCAGUUAACACAAAAAGACCUGGCAUGACAGAUUUUGUUGGUAAAGCAAAAUGGGAUGCUUGGAAUUCUCUGGGAUCAAUGUCUCAGGAGGAGGCUAAAAACAAAUAUAUAGAAUUUGUUGAUAGUCUUGUUGGACCUGCAAAUUCCACUGAAUCCUUGAAUGUAGUAGAAUCAUCAUCACCAGGAUUUGAUGUAACUAUCGAUGGAAAGCUCAGGAUCAUUACACUCAACAAGCCAACAACAAAAAAUGCCUUUACAUUAGGAAUGUAUGUGGGUUUUGCUAAGCUUUUAAAGGAGGCUGCGGAAGAUCCAAAUACGACUCUCGUUGCCGUAACUGGUGCUGGCAAUAUCUUUUCCAGUGGAAAUGACUUGACAUCCUUUACGUCUUUUACGGGCACCAUGCGUGAAGCUGCUGAAGAAGGAAAGCGUUGCUUGAGUAUAUUUGUGGGCUCGUUGAUUGACUUUCCGAAACCAAUUAUUGGGGUCGUUAAUGGACCUGCAGUAGGUAUAGCAUGUACAAUCCUAGGAUUAAUGGAUGUAGUGUACGCUACCGAUCGAGGAUGGUUUCAAACUCCUUUUAGUGCAUUGGGUCAAUCGCCAGAGGCUUGUUCUUCACAUAUUUUCCCUAAACUCAUGGGAUCUUUAAAAGCCAACGAAAUGCUUUUCUUCAACAAAACAAUAACCGCUACGGAGGCGUGCAAAUUAGGUUUGGUUACUUCAGUUUUGCCAGAUGCUAACUUUCAAAGUGAAGUAUGGCCAAAAUUAAAGGAAUGGUCCGAGCUUCCACAAAAGUCGUUGGUACACAGCAAAGAAUUGAGUCGUCAGUUUGACCGCGAGCUGUUGCACAAAGUCAAUGCAGCCGAAUGUGACCGGUUGCUCGAGCGCUGGCAAUCGUCAGACUGCAUGGAAGCUGUUAUGAAAUUUUUCAGCAAAAACGCCAAAUAACGCCUUACUUUGCUCUUUAAAAAAUCAAAAAAGAAGAAAACACAAAAAUCAAAUGCCAAAAAUCCAUAGAUAUGGCGCCUGAAAUAUUCAUGAAAUUUUUAAUACAAAUAUUUGAAUUUAUUAGUAA
Molecule: messenger RNA, 1525 nt
Organism: Daphnia magna
Lineage: Eukaryota; Metazoa; Arthropoda; Branchiopoda; Diplostraca; Daphniidae
Product: enoyl-CoA delta isomerase 2
Molecular function (GO): fatty-acyl-CoA binding
Source: RefSeq, a predicted model, not a curated record